This is a messenger RNA of Odontomachus brunneus, 2855 nucleotides long. It is a transcript of the gene Hsp90, whose product is annotated as heat shock protein 83. Lineage: Eukaryota; Metazoa; Arthropoda; Insecta; Hymenoptera; Formicidae. Gene Ontology annotation, molecular function: disordered domain specific binding; ATP binding; ATP hydrolysis activity. Gene Ontology annotation, biological process: protein folding; cellular response to heat; protein stabilization. Gene Ontology annotation, cellular component: plasma membrane; perinuclear region of cytoplasm; protein-containing complex. The record is from RefSeq and is a predicted model, not a curated record. Bases 177 to 2345 code for a protein of 722 amino acids. The transcript is spliced from 3 exons.
CCCCGUCCACCCUAAUCCUCAAAGUAACAGCGCGAGAGGUGGUUCGUCCGCCGUCCGAGCGAUUUUCUUGAACGUCUCUUAAGUUUGCAAUUGCGAGAUCAAAUCGCAAAUUUAGCGUGCGAGCAAUUCGUGUUUGAUUGUGCUUUUAUUUAGUGAAAUAAUACAACUUUGAGAAUAUGCCCGAAGACGUGAGCAUGUCCGAAACCGGUGAGGUGGAGACCUUCGCCUUUCAGGCCGAGAUCGCUCAGUUGAUGAGCUUGAUCAUCAACACUUUUUACUCCAACAAGGAAAUCUUCAUCCGAGAAUUGAUUUCUAACGCAUCUGAUGCAUUGGACAAGAUCCGAUAUGAAUCUCUCACAGAUCCAGCCAAGCUGGAUACAUGCAAGGAACUAUUUAUCAAGAUCAUCCCAAACAAGAACGAUCGCACUCUAACAAUUCUUGAUUCUGGCAUUGGCAUGACCAAGGCUGAUCUUGUAAACAACCUGGGUACCAUCGCCAAGUCUGGUACGAAAGCAUUCAUGGAGGCUCUGCAGGCUGGAGCUGAUAUUUCUAUGAUUGGACAGUUUGGUGUUGGUUUCUACUCAGCGUAUCUUGUUGCUGAUAAGGUCAUCGUAAUCUCGAAGCACAACGACGACGAGCAGUACCUUUGGGAGUCUUCCGCUGGUGGUUCGUUCACAGUACGUCCUGACAAUGGCGAGCCAAUUGGACGAGGCACCAAAAUCGUUCUUCAUAUCAAAGAAGAUCAAACUGAAUAUCUGGAAGAGUCAAAGAUCAAGGAAAUAGUCAAGAAGCAUUCGCAGUUCAUUGGCUAUCCCAUCAAGCUCGUCGUUGAGAAGGAGCGCGAUAAGGAAUUGAGCGAGGACGAGGAGGAAGAGCCAGCGAAGGAGGAGGAGACUGAAGAUGAAAAGCCCAAGAUUGAGGAUGUCGGUGAAGAUGAGGAGGAGGACAAACCCAAGGAUGAAAAGAAAAAGAAGAAGAAGACGAUCAAAGAAAAGUAUACUGAGGAUGAAGAGCUGAAUAAGACCAAGCCGAUCUGGACAAGGAAUCCGGACGACAUUACUCAGGAGGAAUAUGGCGAAUUCUACAAGAGCCUAACCAAUGAUUGGGAAGAUCAUUUAGCGGUGAAACACUUCUCGGUGGAAGGUCAGUUGGAAUUUAGAGCCCUUCUCUUCAUUCCUCGUCGCGCGCCUUUCGAUUUGUUCGAGAACAAGAAAAGGAAGAACAAUAUUAAAUUGUACGUUCGACGUGUCUUCAUCAUGGACAACUGCGAAGACUUGAUCCCAGAAUACCUGAACUUCAUCAAGGGUGUUGUGGACAGCGAAGAUUUGCCCCUGAACAUCUCUCGUGAGAUGCUGCAACAAAACAAGAUUUUGAAAGUUAUCAGGAAAAAUCUUGUGAAGAAGUGCCUGGAGCUGUUCGAAGAAUUGUCUGAAGACAAGGAGAACUAUAAGAAAUGCUACGAGCAGUUCAGCAAGAAUCUGAAGCUCGGCAUCCACGAGGACAGCCAGAACAGGAAGAAGUUGUCGGAGUUGUUACGUUACCACACCUCCGCGUCCGGCGAUGAGAUGUGCUCGCUCAAGGACUACGUCGGUAGAAUGAAGGAAAACCAAAAGCACGUCUAUUACAUUACCGGCGAGAGCAGGGAACAGGUAGCGAACAGCUCGUUCGUUGAGCGUGUCAAGAAGCGCGGUUUCGAGGUCGUAUAUAUGACCGAACCGAUCGACGAAUACGUCGUGCAGCAACUGAAGGAGUUCGAUGGUAAGCAGUUGGUGUCCGUCACGAAGGAAGGCCUUGAGCUUCCAGAGGACGAGGAAGAGAAGAAGAAGCGAGAGGAGGACAAAACCAAGUUCGAAAGUCUCUGCAAGGUCAUGAAGGACAUCCUGGACAAGAAGGUCGAGAAGGUGGUGGUGUCCAACAGGUUGGUCGAUUCGCCUUGCUGCAUCGUCACUUCGCAGUACGGCUGGACGGCAAACAUGGAGAGGAUCAUGAAGGCGCAGGCACUUCGCGAUACAUCCACCAUGGGUUACAUGGCCGCGAAGAAGCACCUGGAAAUCAAUCCGGACCAUCCUAUUAUGGAGAACCUGCGGCAGAAGGCGGAAGCGGAUAAGCACGACAAGUCUGUUAAAGAUUUGGUAAUGCUGCUGUUCGAGACCGCCCUGCUCUCGUCCGGCUUUGCGCUCGAGGACCCACAGGUGCACGCUUCCAGGAUAUAUAGAAUGAUCAAGCUUGGCCUGGGCUUCGAUGACGAUGAUGCGCCGAGCGCCGAAGACGAGAAGAUGGACACGGAAGUACCGCCGUUAGAGGAUGACGCGGAGGAGGUAUCGAGGAUGGAAGAAGUAGAUUAAGCAUUUUACGAGCCGCCGUAACAAAACUUCUAUCGAAUCCAAAGACUUCGUAGACGAUAGAAACAGCAAAGACUGUAAUUAAAUUCGUCGGGUGUAUUUUGUUUUUAAUUUUAAGUUAGUUUUGUGAAUAUUUGUGUUUUUCACUCGAUCUUCCCGCCUGUUCUCAUCGCGCUCACGCAGGAUAUUGCUUACUUAGAGACACACGAGCUAUUAAUGAUUAACACAUGAUCUCUCUAGUUACAUUGCGAAUGCAAAUAGCGUGCAUGUCGAGUUAACGUACCUUCAAAGACCUUCAUACCAAGGAAUUUCGUCGCUUGAAUUCUUCAUCGGACAUGCAUUCUCUCGUAUCCUUCACAUUCUCGAAUUCAUUUUAUAGCGCGAACAUUGCAGUUUUUUUGUACUUUUGCGUAUUUACAAUUUAAUAUUUCUCACUUCAUCAUUCCAUUGCAUAAAUUAUCUCUUACAUAAGAUUGUAAGUUUUACGCGCAAUAAAAUAUCGUUAUAAAUUAA